CGCGAGCCUCUCUUCGAGGUGGUGUUCUCCGCCCUGCCGACAACGACAUCAACCUGCGCUGGCAUGCUGCCAUCGACGCCCGGAACCAACCAACGUUUCGUCACAGCCACAGCAAGAGAAAAAAUCCCCCGAACGGAACCAUUGAACGAGCGAACGCUGCCCUACCCCCGCACGCACGCAUCCUCACCCCGCCUCCCUCGCGUCAAACACACCGCCCACCACCCCUUUCCCCACCGACAUCUGCACACGUCGUCACAUCGACCAUCGACCGGCCCAUCGCCCGUCAUGUUCUGUCUCCGCAGGUUCGUAAUGUAAAUGCAUGGUUUUUAUUUAUGCAACCCGCAAGCCGCACCGACUGACAUGGCCUGUUAUCGCAGCUGGCUCCCGCUUCUAUUCAUCCCAACGUCGGCUUCGCCCGCGUUCAUAAUCCUCUUCCUGAUCUCGACAUACCUCUUCCAUCGCCCCUGUAUCUACUGCUCCUUGAUCAUGCUCACGCUGUUCUCGUCGAGCUGCUACUGGUCCGACCGUUGUUUCCUCGACUCCAACGAUGGCCGCUGGUUCGAGCCCCGACUAUACUCGCUCUCGACCGACGGUGCGCCGUGGACCGGGAUCGGCCUCGGGUGGCUACGGAAUGUGGUUGGAAGACGCGAGUGGCGGCUGCCAUGCGUGGACGUCAACGUCAGGCUAUAGACGGAAGGGUCACAUGUGGUACUAGCAGUGGUAGCAAAAAUCAGGCAUGGCGUUGUGGGUUGGUUUUCGUUUUCGUUUGCGAUGUUGUGUUUCUUCUGCUUCUGUAAGUUUCUUUGCAUUUGGCUGCUGGGCUGGGCUGGGCUGGUAUGGUCGGAUCGGAUGCGGGUGCGGGUGUCUUCAAAGUACCUAUUUCAUCUUGUAAUUGCUUUUGUUCUAUUAUUGCUAUGGAUGUGUGUUCUUCAUCGAAUGUGGCCAUAGACUCGGCUCAGGUGGGUUCUGAGGUUCCGUCCGUGCGUUAGAUUCCGCAGAGAGGAUGGAUGCCUAGGGAUCUCCGAGGUAAGGCUGUGGAUAUUUUAGCUAUAGGUGUGCCGCGUGGUGUAUUUUUAGAUCACAUGAUACCACUCGUAUACUUAUACUAUGGACGACGAAG
Tricharina praecox is the source of this 1120-nucleotide messenger RNA. RefSeq lists its product as uncharacterized. NCBI's taxonomy places the organism in Eukaryota, Fungi, Ascomycota, Pezizomycetes, Pezizales, Pyronemataceae. The transcript is spliced from 2 exons. The record is from RefSeq and is a predicted model, not a curated record. The coding region runs from base 316 to 690 and encodes 124 amino acids.